AUGCGGCCGCUUUGCAGGCGGGGCUGUCCCCUCUCACUGCUUGCUGCAGCCAUAGUCAACCCCACCAUGUUCUUCAACAUCUCGGCCGAUGGCGAGGCCUUGGGCCGCGUCACCUUCGAGCUGUUUGCAGACAAAGUUCCAAAGACAGCAGGAAACUUUCGUGCUCUGAGCACUGGAGAGAAAGGAUUUGGAUAUAAGGGUUCUUCCUUUCACAGGAUUAUUCCAGGAUUCAUGUGCCAGGGUGGUGACUUCACACGCCAUAAUGGCACUGGCGGCAGAUCCAUCUACAGAGAAAAAUUUGAGGAUGAGAACUUCAUCCUGAAGCAUACAGGUCCUGGCAUCUUGUCCAUGGCAAAUGCUGGACCAAACACAAACGGUUCCCAGGUUUUUAUCUGCACCACCAAGACUGCAUGGCUGGAUGGCAAACAUGUGGACUUUGGGAAGGUGAAAGAAGGCAUGAACAUUGUGGAAGCCAUGGAGCGUUUGGGGUCCAGGAAUGGCAAGACCAGCAAGAUGAUCACCAUUUCCGACUGGACAACUCUAAUUCUUUUGACUUGCGGGCUUUUUACCCACCAGACCAUUCCUUCUGUAGUUCAGGAGAGCACCCCAGCCCCAUCUGCUCGCAGUAGGAUGCUGGCUCACACCCCCGCUGACUGGCAUGGACUCUUCUGGAAACACAAACAGAGCCUCACAGCAGCCGUGUGCUUCUUUUCUAAGCUUUCCUCCCCGUAUGCAGCAUGGUUCACAGAGCCCGCCGUUAGCGGAGUUAUUUCUGACUACGGUCUCCUCAGUCGUUAG
This is a messenger RNA of Chionomys nivalis (European snow vole), 798 nucleotides long. Its product is annotated as peptidyl-prolyl cis-trans isomerase A-like. The transcript is spliced from 2 exons. NCBI's taxonomy places the organism in Eukaryota, Metazoa, Chordata, Mammalia, Rodentia, Cricetidae. Bases 1 to 798 code for a protein of 265 amino acids. Gene Ontology annotation, molecular function: peptidyl-prolyl cis-trans isomerase activity. Gene Ontology annotation, biological process: protein folding; protein peptidyl-prolyl isomerization. The record is from RefSeq and is a predicted model, not a curated record.